Molecule: messenger RNA, 1888 nt
Organism: Aspergillus steynii IBT 23096
Lineage: Eukaryota; Fungi; Ascomycota; Eurotiomycetes; Eurotiales; Aspergillaceae
Product: putative flavin containing polyamine oxidase
Exons: 5
Coding region: 233-1828 (531 amino acids)
Molecular function (GO): oxidoreductase activity
Source: RefSeq, a predicted model, not a curated record
UCGAUAGCCACUGCGACGAUCUUGCAGACCCGCAAGGACUUGCCGGAUCGCGUAAAGAUGCUUGAUUUCGCACCGAGGCAAGGUGCAACGAGUGGCUUUGUCGAUCGCAGUGGACCUGGCUGUGGUUUCCUUUCCAAGCGGAGGUGAUAAGGUCCGAUGAUGCAGCAAAUAUUUAAAUAGCGUCUGGUCUCCCGCAGAUCGUGAGCCGGCUUGUUGUGCACCGUCGUUUAAAAUGUUCUUUCCGUCGGUCUCACUCUGGGCAUUGGGUCUCUUGGCUGUUCAGCCGGGAACUGCCCUUGUGUCGCACCCUCCUAGGAGCCAAGAGGGGACAUGCAAGAAGACCACGGUCGCUAUUUUGGGAGGUGGGAUGGCUGGAAUUUCGGCUGCAGAAAUUCUAUCAAAAGAGUCUGUCGACGACUUUCUCAUUCUCGAAUAUCGCGAUCGAAUCGGAGGCCGCGCAUGGCAUGAGAAUUUCGGAAAGGACAAAAAUGGCAAGCCUUAUGUGGUGGAAAUGGGAGCCAACUGGGUGCAAGGACUGGGUAGCCCCGAAACUCAUGAAAAUCCCAUAUGGACCCUAGCGAAAGAGUUUAACCUCUCCACAACAUACUCUAACUACAGCAACGUGUCAACGUACAACGAACACGGGUUCAAGGAUUAUUCUCAUCUGCAGGAUGAAUACGAUGCGGCCUAUGACAUCGCGACUCAAAGAGCGGGAACCAUGCUCAAAGACAACCUGCAGGAUCAAUCGGCGAAGUCGGGACUGGCAUUGGCCGGAUGGAAGCCCAAGUCGGAUGAUAUGGAGGCGCAGGCUAUUGACUGGUGGAGCUGGGAUUUCGAGGACGCGUACUCUCCGUUGGAAAGCUCGCUGGUAUUUGGAUGUGCAGGCGACAACCUGACUUCCAAUGGAUUCAGUGAUCAUGACAACUUCGUGACGGAUCAGCGUGGACUCAACCACAUUGUCAAGGGGAUGGCGUCCCGGUUCCUUCGUCCAAAUGACACCCGUCUCCAUCUCAACACUCAAAUCACGAACAUCACCUACAGCGACGAUGGCGUCAUCAUUUCGAAUCGUGACGGCAGCUGCGUGGAAGCCGCAUACGCCAUCUGCACCUUUUCCCUCGGUGUUUUGCAAAAUGACGCGGUGACCUUCCACCCCGAACUGCCUGACUGGAAGCAGACCGCCAUUCAGAUGUUCACCAUGGGCACAUACACGAAGAUCUUCCUGCAGUUCAAUGAGACCUUCUGGCCCACCGAUACUCAGUACUUCCUAUACGCCGAUCCCAACACCCGCGGCUGGUAUCCCAUUUUCCAGUCUCUCUCCACGCCGGGAUUCCACCCGGAAUCGAACAUCAUUUUCGUCACGGUCACUAACGAGUUCGCCUACCGUGCCGAACGCCAGUCGGACGAAAAGACCAAAUCCGAGGUCAUGGAGGUGCUGCGGAAGAUGUUCCCAGACCGAAACGUGCCGGACCCCACCGCAUUCAUGUAUCCGCGAUGGAGCACCGAGCCAUGGGCAUACGGCAGUUACUCCAACUGGCCAGCUGGCACUACCCUGGAAAUGCACCAGAAUCUGCGCGCGAAUGCCGACCGGUUGUGGUUUGCGGGCGAAGCGACGAGUCCGACGUAUUUCGGCUUCUUGCACGGCGCCUGGUUCGAGGGACAACACGCCGGACGACAGAUUGCGCGCCUGUUGGAUGGAUGUAAAGGCAAUGGGACGAAGUGUGGGCCAAGGAAACAUUACGAGACGCUUCAUGGAACGACUCCGCUUGCUGACUACACCGUUGUCAAUGGGUGGGAUGGAAAUAGCUUUGUGGAUAACAACGUAGACUAGAGAAAGCCAAACUUAGCAUUAUAAAUAAGAAGCAUGCAUCCUGUUUUGAGUUUGAGCUUG